GACGCAUCAUAUGGCAAACUUGGCAACAAAUCUCCUUCCCUGUGUGUCUCUGAUCACACCAAGCAUAAGAGGUCAAGUCCUUCGCUGACGUCAUCCUCUUCCUCCUCGUCAUCAUCAUCCAAGAACCCCGAGGGCAGGUCAUCCACCAACUCGUCCAUUUCCCGGGCAGAUUCCAGGUCACCCGACAGACCCGUGUCAGCAUCCACGUCGCAUGUGGCAACCCUGAUGAACGGGAAAAUGGUGCUCAACGGUGGAGCCGGGGGUGUUGGUGGUCCCGCCAGUGGUGCAGGUGGUGGUGACAGUGGGUCCCACAAGCGGUUCAGUGCGUCUGAGUUGAGCAAGAGUGAUGAUGGACUCAAGCACAAGUCCUUGUCUGAAGUGCCUGUGUCCAACAACAGCAGCAGUUCAUCUCCUGCGCAGACUGUUCAUCCAAUCAUCAGGUCAGGAGUGGAAGUGUUACAAGGACAGAUGGCAGCAGCUGCAGCAAGUCACGGCUUUGGAUCAUACCCAUUUGCCCAGUCACAAAUGUAUGCACAAAGUCAAGCACAAGGCUACCCAAGUUUGGGAUAUGACCCUGCUGCACUCUUGAGGUCUGCACCUUUCUACUACCCACACUUGUUUGGUGGUGGAGCUGCAGCAGCAGCAGCUGUGAAUAACCAUGCAGCAGCCCUGGCCAAUGCCUACAGGCCCUACAUGACUGUGCACCAUCAGUUGAGCAACUGCAGGGACCCCUUUUGUGUGGGACAGUGUCAGCAGACUGUGCCCAGUCCUGUCAUGCCUUCAACGUAA
Notodromas monacha is the source of this 789-nucleotide messenger RNA. NCBI's taxonomy places the organism in Eukaryota, Metazoa, Arthropoda, Ostracoda, Podocopida, Cyprididae. The record is from the annotation of a GenBank genome assembly.